Messenger RNA from Darwinula stevensoni, 872 nucleotides. NCBI's taxonomy places the organism in Eukaryota, Metazoa, Arthropoda, Ostracoda, Podocopida, Darwinulidae. The record is from the annotation of a GenBank genome assembly.
AUGAAGAUUCCUUCGCUGACGAACGGCCUCAGAUCGUCGCUGAACAUCCCGGGGAUCCCAAAUGAGGCGUGCAACUGGCUCACCUGCUGCCUGGCAGGGUCGGUGGCUGGUCCUUGCUGCCUCUUCAACGGACAUCCUUCUUGCUGCGACUGCUACGGUUAUCUGAGGGGGUUCCGCUAGCGAUCGGCUGGUCGAGUCGUGUCGCCUUCGUUCCGUCCUUCAAACACUGCCGAUUUAGAUGCUCAUGGAAUUCGUGUGGUCGAUAAAAACGUUCCUCUUUCUCAGUGACUACAUGCGUAAAGAAGAAACGGUGCAGGUCUUGCUCGUUGUGUUCGUGUCGAGAUUCCCGCGUAGAUUCCAAGUGCGUUACUGUUGGGAUUUGUAGAGCGAUCCGGGUCACACUCAGAUUUGUUUAGAGAAAAUUUCAAUUUAAGGUUUGAAGGUAUGUAUCGGACGUCCAAUUCAAAAGCAUUCUGGAGUGGAUCCGACUCACUUUGCGCUCACAAUUUCUUCUUUGCAAAAAAAAAGUGUUGACGUGUAAUGGUCGUUCUGAAAAUCGGCUUUGUUUGUUUACUUUCAUACAGCAAUCAAGAAAAAUGCUGAAAUGAACGAUUUGCAUAGAAAUUGUGUUCUUUGUCAGUGGAUGGUCAAUUUGAAUUUUAGCAAGAGGAGACGUUAAGAGUUUCAAGAAUGAUCCGGUUCGGAACAAUGUUGAUCGCGAACGAAACCCAAGAGUUGACAUAUCGUGGUGUGACUCGCGUGGAAAACGACACGCUUUUGGGAAAAUCCUCAGAAGUUUUUUCAUUUUCCAUGAUUUUUUCCUGCGUCGAAUUCGAAGGAUUCUUUUGAAGAAAUAAAAAUCUGCGAACUUU